AUGGUGCAUACUGAUCUUAAACCCUAUGAGUGCCCAGAAUGUGGGAAAAGAUUCAGUUAUCAUGGAACAAUGAAGAGACAUAGAAUGGUGCAUACGGAGGAUAAACCUCAUGAAUGUCCAGAGUGUGGUAAAAGAUUUUACCAGCUGGGAGAUAUGAAGACUCAUAGAAUGAUGCAUACAGGUGAUAAACCGCACGAAUGUCCAGAAUGUGGGAGAAAAUUCAGUCGUCGUGGACAUAUGGAGACUCACAGACUGGUACACACAGGUGAUAAAUCUUAUGAGUGUCCCGAGUGUGGGAAAAGAUACAGUCGGCUUGAACAUAUGAAAACUCAUAGGAUGGUACAUACAGGUGAUAAACCUCAUGAAUGUCCCUUGUGUGAGAAAAGGUUCAGUCGCCUUGGAGAUAUGAAAAGGCACAUUAUGGUGCAUACGGGGGAUAAGCCUCAUGAGUGUCCAGAGUGUGGUAAAAGAUUUAUUCAGAUUGGAGAUAUGAAGAAUCACAUGAAGGUACAUACGGGUGCUAAGCCAUUUGAGUGUGCCGAGUGUGCAAGAAAAUUUAGUAAGCGUAGCAGUAUAAUAAGACACAUGUUAGUACAUAGGCCAUUAGAGGAUGAACCUUGCGAAUGUCCUGAGUGUGGGAUAACAUUCGGUGGCCUAAAACAUAUGAAGUCUCAUCACAGAAAGGUGCAUGUGGAUGCUAGCCUAAAACUUUCGAGUGUACGAAAAUAUUAA
This is a messenger RNA of Procambarus clarkii (red swamp crayfish), 732 nucleotides long. Its product is annotated as zinc finger protein 543. Gene Ontology annotation, biological process: regulation of transcription by RNA polymerase II. The record is from RefSeq and is a predicted model, not a curated record. NCBI's taxonomy places the organism in Eukaryota, Metazoa, Arthropoda, Malacostraca, Decapoda, Cambaridae. Gene Ontology annotation, molecular function: RNA polymerase II cis-regulatory region sequence-specific DNA binding; DNA-binding transcription factor activity, RNA polymerase II-specific. Gene Ontology annotation, cellular component: chromatin; transcription regulator complex; PcG protein complex.